AUGGCUACUUCUUCCUUUGAGCAAACUGUUCGUUCUUCUUCUUCUAAAGAACACAAACGCAACAUCUUUGGCAGUAUUCUUAGACACCUUGCCCCUCAAGUCCAAGUUGAAGGUGGCGCCACAGCUACUUCUGGAAACUACGCCUCAAUUAUUAUGCUUUCCUGUGACCAAAAGUUAGCUGCUGACAUUACGCCUUAUUCUAGAUUUUUAAUUUAA
This is a messenger RNA of Magnusiomyces paraingens, 216 nucleotides long. RefSeq lists its product as uncharacterized. The record is from RefSeq and is a predicted model, not a curated record. The transcript has 3 exons. The coding region runs from base 1 to 216 and encodes 71 amino acids. Lineage: Eukaryota; Fungi; Ascomycota; Dipodascomycetes; Dipodascales; Dipodascaceae.